UAGUUUUUCGUACAUUUCGUAUAUCAUCGAGUGCCUCUUACAAUAACUGACGGAGUGAAACGUGGUUUGUGAUUUAUUUACUUAUUUAUGUGUAUUAAAUGUUUCAAAAGUGGGUGGUGGUAAGCAACAAGUGCUUCAGACAUCAAAGCCGUGCGAAUUGGUCAUUCUGGCAUAAUAAUCAGCGAUGACGGACGAUCCGAGGUUCGCAGAGCCCAUCCCCAAUGUGACCGUAGCCUUAGGGAGAGACGCCAGCCUUCCCUGCGUGGUGGAAAAUUUAGGAGCGUACAAGGUGGCAUGGAUACACAUAGAUCGGCAAAUGAUUUUGACAAUCCACCGUCACGUCAUAUCCAGAGUUCCGCGCUUCAGCGUCUCACACGACAACGCCAAGACGUGGCUGCUCCACGUCAGUAGCGUACAAAAAGAGGAUAGGGGCUACUACAUGUGUCAAGUCAACACGAACCCCAUGAUCAGCCAAGUCGGGUAUCUCCAAGUGGUUGUUCCACCGAACAUCAUCGAUACAGAGAGCACGCAAUCCACUGUUGCAGUGCGGGAGAACCAGAAUAUCAGCUUGACGUGUAAGGCGGAUGGAUUUCCCACGCCUAAGAUUAUGUGGAGGCGAGAAGAUGGCCAAGCAAUAUCCGUUGAACGCCGCAAGAAAG
Anoplophora glabripennis (Asian longhorned beetle) is the source of this 659-nucleotide messenger RNA. RefSeq names its product lachesin-like. The annotation marks the transcript as partial. The record is from RefSeq and is a predicted model, not a curated record. The transcript has 4 exons. Gene Ontology annotation, cellular component: neuron projection. Lineage: Eukaryota; Metazoa; Arthropoda; Insecta; Coleoptera; Cerambycidae.